AUGACACCAAACGACUUGGUCACUGCAAUACCUUCGAUACUCGAGGGACAGACGCGGCCUUCCCCAGGCGACGUGUUGAUCCUAACGGCCGUUCUUUCUUUCAACUUGGAUGGUGACUGUAUGGCACGAUGGGUACUGGGUAAGAAGCGCUUGGAGAGGAUGCGAAACGAGCGAUGGAUGAUGGUGGCAUAUCGAGCAGACAUGAGGUUGCCAUUCACUCAUCCUGCACUUGCAUCAGAAUGGAAGGAGGCAGCUGCGCUCGCCUGA
Molecule: messenger RNA, 267 nt
Organism: Sparassis crispa
Lineage: Eukaryota; Fungi; Basidiomycota; Agaricomycetes; Polyporales; Sparassidaceae
Exons: 2
Coding region: 1-267 (88 amino acids)
Source: RefSeq, a predicted model, not a curated record